AUGUCAGGAGUUGAAGUUCUUUUAACUGUAGGUAAGCUCGAUGCUUCCUUGGCAUUGUUAACCACGAAGGAUCAUUAUGUGAUUGAAUUUCCUACUAUGUUGCUUCCAGAAAAUGUUAGAGCUGGUUCUAUUGUGAAAUUACAGGUAUCUCAAAAUCUCGAAGAAGAAGAAAGACAAAAGACAAGGUUUGAUGACAUUCAAUCUAAGAUCUUGGAGAAGUACGGUGCUCGCAAGCCAAAGACCCCUACUUUGAAAGUGGUAAAUGUGACGCAAACAAGUUGUGUCUUGGCUUGGGAUUCUCUGGAUUUGGGUUCUGCAAGAUUAAAAUCGUUAGUUUUAUAUAGACAAGGUGUCCGUUCAAUGGUCAUUCCAAACCCAUUGAAAGUAUCAGAGACCAAAAUUUCAGGAUUAUCUAUAGGUACUCAAUAUGAGUUCCAAUUGAAGUUGUCUACAACUUCUGGACAAUUGUGGUCUGAAAAAAUCAAAAUAACUACUCAUAAAAUGACUGAUAUGUCGGGUAUUACAGUUUGUUUAGGUCCAUUGGAUCCAUUACAAAGAAUUACUGAAGAACAAAUUGUUGCAAGCUUGGGUAAUAUAGGGGCUAGACCUUUACAGAAAAAAGUUGUCAUCGAUACAACUCAUUUCAUUUGUAAUGAUGUUGAUAAUGAAGAUGAUCCCGAACUUCUAAGAGCAAAAUCAAGUAAUAUUCCAAUUGUAAGGCCAGAAUGGGUAAGAGCAUGUGAGUUAGAAAAGAGAAUUGUUGGUGUUAGAGGUUUCUAUUUAGAUGCCGAUCCAAGUAUUUUACAAAGUUAUACCUUCCCAAUUGUUCCAAGUUCUGACUCUAGAGGUGCAGCAGGUGUUGUCGAUGAAAAACCAGAAGCCGCAUACAUAGAAGAGGUAAAGGAAUCAAAUACAAAUGAAAAUGGAACACCCCACGUUGAAGCUGAAGUUGAAGUUGAAUCUAAAGAACAACAACAUGGAGAUAACACUGAUGUAGUAGAAAACGAGAAUAAGGAAACUGCUGUUGAAGAAGAAUUGAAAUUACAAGAGGUUAAUCUACAGGAUGGAGAAGAAAAUACCAACACUAAUGAACACGAAGAUACAGAACAAAUUCAAGAAGAACCAAAAGACCGUUUAGAUGACGAAAUAAAAGAAGAUAUCGAACUUGAGAAUGAAAUAAAAGAAGAAGUAGAGGAGGAUGUAGUUGAAGAGGCUAAAGAGGAAGAAUUAAAUGAGGAAACACAGGAAGAAGCUAAAGAAAUAAAAGAAGAACUAAAAGAAGAACCUGUAAAUGAAAGCAUCAGUGAGGAGAAAGAACAGGAAGAACAGGAAGAACAAGAACAAGUGCAAGAUAUUCCUGAUGAAGUUGUGAAUGAGGUAAUUGAAGAUGUGGAGAAUGAUGUUGAAGCUGAGGCUCAUAUUGAAGAAGCAAAUGAAGCUUCUGAGAAUAUGGAGGAUGUAGAACUAACUCCAGAAACCAAUGAAAUCAAUUCUGAAGUAAAUGCUGAAGAAGAAGUACCGGUUGAUACCUCUAUUCAAACUGAAGUCGAAAUGGAUGAUAAAACAGAUAUAAGCACUAUCAAUCAAGGUGAAGAACAAAGUGAAGAAGGAGUAGAUGUCCAACAAGAAGAUUCAAGUCCAAUUCCAAGUUCUCAAAAUGGUAAGAAAGCCAAUAACAAAAAGAAUAAAAAGAAGAAGAACAAGAACAAGAAGAAAUAA
Molecule: messenger RNA, 1719 nt
Organism: Vanderwaltozyma polyspora DSM 70294
Lineage: Eukaryota; Fungi; Ascomycota; Saccharomycetes; Saccharomycetales; Saccharomycetaceae
Gene: CHS5
Product: Chs5p
Exons: 1
Coding region: 1-1719 (572 amino acids)
Biological process (GO): Golgi to plasma membrane transport; conjugation with cellular fusion
Cellular component (GO): trans-Golgi network; exomer complex
Molecular function (GO): protein dimerization activity
Source: RefSeq, a predicted model, not a curated record